CCCUGUACGAGUGCACACAUGCCCAUACACAUAUUCACCCAAACAAGGUGAAUCUAUAGGCGUAAGCGAGAUGGGUAUGAUAAUAAAAGGAGAGCAAAAUAUAAACAUUUAGGCCAUCAUGAACCAAACUCGAGUGUGUGAAAAAUCAUCCAUGAGUGCGAACGGAAGAGGUGUAUAAAUAGAAAGAGAGGGGGAUAUUUAUCCUCGAAAAUUUCCCCUUGGGUCGUCAUGCUGAAUUCAGAAUGCGAUCGCGCUGGUUUUUUUUUCUUUCAAAGUGAGGAUUGUUUACAUUUUGGGUGCGUUGUUUUGCCUCGCAAUUUUCCUCCAAUUUUUGUUCCAGUUUAGUUCAUGCGAUAUAUGAGUUUAGUAAAAUGAAUAUUGAAGACGAUGUUUUGCUUAUGCUAGGAGCGUUAUUUGCUACACAAAGCGAAAGAAAGCCGCGAUCGAAAUGGGUAAAAAACAUGUAUUUGAAAAGAAGUUCCCUAUCGCAUAUUAACAUGAUGGAAGAGCUGAGGCUGGAGCCGACGGAUUGGCUAAAUUACGCCAGAAUGGAUGAGGAAUCAUACAUAUCUGAUCGUGAAGGAAGGCACGAUUAUGAGACCAGCUGUGUCACCACAUUAGCGGCUCAGUGCUACACUGAGAUUUAUCAUCAGUGGCAGCUCCUACCAGUGCCUCCGUUUUCAGACAGCAAUUUCCUAGCCGCUGCUAUCAUCCAUCAUACCCGAAACAUGUUCCGCUAUCAUAACAGCGUUGAAAGAUUAUAUGCAGCUUCCUCGCAACCAAACGGAGUGGUUGAACAUAUCAAAGGAUUUUAACAACAAAUGGCAAUUUCCUAAUUGCCUUGGCGCUGCGGACGGCAAACACGUUAGAAUAAUACCUCUAUCGGGAAGCGGGUCGCAGUAUUUCAAUU
This is a messenger RNA of Anopheles stephensi (Asian malaria mosquito), 910 nucleotides long. RefSeq lists its product as uncharacterized. Lineage: Eukaryota; Metazoa; Arthropoda; Insecta; Diptera; Culicidae. The record is from RefSeq and is a predicted model, not a curated record. The transcript is spliced from 2 exons. The coding region runs from base 372 to 815 and encodes 147 amino acids.